CUCUCUGACAAUCUGUUCUGCUGACUGACAACAUCCACUCUGACCCUGUGGAGGAAACGACCCCACUGCUCUUCAUUUCUUAUCCUUCGCUCUCUCCGUGCUGAUCCGUGACUUGUAUACUUUUGGGGCAGCGUUGGUGGUUGUGCCUGCACACUUUUGUGCUGUGUGUGUGUGUGUGUGUAUAUGUGUGUGUUUGUGUGUGCGUGAGUCAGUAUGCCAUGUCGUCCCCUGGCUCGUCGUUUGUGCAGAUAAAGCAUGAGGACCUGCUCUUUUAUGAGAACUGUGGAGGAGGCAGCUUCGGGAGCGUCUACAGAGCCCUCUGGAUAUCCCAGGACAAGGAAGUGGCUGUGAAGAAACUUCUAAAGAUUGACAAAGAGGCUGAGAUUCUUAGUGUCUUGAGUCACAAGAACAUCAUUCAGUUUUAUGGAGCCGUGCUGGAAUCUCCCAACUAUGGCAUUGUCACAGAAUAUGCCAGUGCAGGAUCUCUGUAUGAGUACCUUUCCAGUGAGCAGAGUGAGGAGAUGGACAUGGAGCAGAUCAUGACAUGGGCCAUACAGAUAGCCAAAGGAAUACAUUACCUCCACGCAGAAGCUCCAGUCAAAGUCAUUCACAGAGACCUCAAAUCACGGAACGUGGUAAUGACAGCAGACAGAGUGCUGAAGAUCUGUGACUUUGGGGCUUCUAAGUUCCUGUCUCAUACCACACACAUGACGGUGGUGGGCACUUUUCCUUGGAUGGCUCCUGAAGUCAUUCAGAGCCUGCCUGUCUCUGAGACCUGUGACACCUACUCCUAUGGCGUGGUGCUGUGGGAGAUGCUGACUCGUGAGGUUCCUUUCAAAGGUUUCGAAGGGCUGCAGGUUGCAUGGCUGGUGGUGGAAAAACAAGAGAGGCUGACCAUCCCCACCAGCUGUCCAGCAAGUUUUGCAGAACUGAUGAGGAAAUGUUGGCAAGCAGACCCAAAGGAGCGUCCGCAGUUCAAACAGGUGCUGGUAAACCUGGAGACCAUGGCCAACGACAGCAGGCUACCGGACCAGUGUAACUCCUUCCUACAUAACAAGGACCAGUGGAGGUGUGAAAUUGAGUCGACCCUGGAGCGCCUUCGGAAGCUGGAGAGGGAGUUGUACUCCAAAGAGAAGGAGCUGGAGGAGAGGGAGAGGAGGCUCAAACUGUGGGAGGAGAGGCUGAUGGAGCGGUCCAACAUGUCUCCCAGUCCGACCUCCCUACUCAUGGAGCGCUCAAACAUCUCACCAUUCUUCACACCAAUGUCCAUCGGUUCCUCCGGCUCCUUCUUCCGCUCGCAUUCUCAAGACUCCAACAGUGCAGGGGUCAGCAGUGCUGGCGUCAGCUGUCUCCUCCGCACCCUCAGCAAUGGAGACACGGAGAGGGGGAGCAGUGCGGUGCUAGAUAGGGGGGUGGGCUCGCUCGACAGCGGGAGGCUGCAUGCUGUGCUCCGAGGGUUGCAGGGGCGGUUGGGAGAGGAGGACGGGGAAGAGGAAGGCACCCUGGAGGAGAAAGGCUGGGGGCAGAGGGAAAGAGAUGAGACUGGGAGCUUGGAGGGAGGAAGGGUGCAGGUGACACUCAGGAGUUUCCCAGGGGGGGUAGUUGAGAGGGAGGAGAGGACGUGGGAGGAGGGGGACAGGGAGAGAGGAGGGAUGCAGAGGAGCAGGGUGACCACCAUCGUCCGAGGGUAUUCGGGGGGUUCGGAGAGCCAGAAGGGGAGAAGGAGAAGGAGGGAGGAUGGGAGAUAGAAAAG
Anoplopoma fimbria (sablefish) is the source of this 1753-nucleotide messenger RNA. Its product is annotated as mitogen-activated protein kinase kinase kinase 20. Bases 219 to 1748 code for a protein of 509 amino acids. NCBI's taxonomy places the organism in Eukaryota, Metazoa, Chordata, Actinopteri, Perciformes, Anoplopomatidae. The transcript has 11 exons. Gene Ontology annotation, molecular function: ATP binding; protein kinase activity. Gene Ontology annotation, biological process: protein phosphorylation. The record is from RefSeq and is a predicted model, not a curated record. Gene Ontology annotation, cellular component: cytoplasm.